Protopolystoma xenopodis is the source of this 1413-nucleotide messenger RNA. NCBI's taxonomy places the organism in Eukaryota, Metazoa, Platyhelminthes, Monogenea, Polystomatidea, Polystomatidae. The record is from the annotation of a GenBank genome assembly.
AUGGUAGAGAAUGGGGAUACACAGCAUUCGCUGUCAACAGCCAAUGCCACACCAGCCAGCCUCAACGGCCUCCUGCAUAAAGGUGACUCAACUGGCCUUGCUCGGCAGUCUACGGCAACUAUCUCAUACUCACUACGCCACACAGGUUCUCGGCUAGAUCGUGUAAAGGCUAGAAUAUAUGCCGCCACGAUUGCUGCCGCCCGAGAUAGUCUCGCCUUGUGUCCUCGUACUAUUGCUGGCAGACAUAUGCCUAUCAACAGCCUUUGUCGAGGCCGUAACGUAACCUCCCACUUCGUUGGUAAACGGCAGUCCCAUUUGCUUUCCACGUCUUCAGAACUUCGAAGUAGAUUGAGACCUCGAACUUCCGUUUUAGUCCUGCCAAUUUCUCCAUCCCGGACUUCACUCUGUAACGCCAGUUUGCCGCCACAAAAUGACGGAUCUAAUAGCUGUCGGCAUCUAACUUCACAAUCGAAAGUUCAACAAAAGCGUGUGUCAUCAUUCCACUCUCGCUUUCAAAGUCGGAGAACUGACCAGCCAUGCCCAGUAACUCAGCGCAGAAACCUUCAGGAUACUUCCACAUCCAUCAGCUGGCACCAUUAUUUGCCUGGCCGGGAAUAUUUAGCACCUGAAACGACGAACCAGACAUCUGUGGCAUCAAAUAAAGGUCACCAUGAAUACCAGCCUGGAUCAUCGUCACACGCUGACAAAGACAAAGAGAACUUUGCAGUCACCGACACGGAGAAGAGGCUUGGAGAUGGCGAAUCGCCAAUACAAAGAAGUUCUGAAGGAUUUAUUGUUUCUAACUCCAACAUUUCAGCCUCCCCUCGAGUUUCCCUAGUCCUAAAUUCCCCUGGUUCAGUCUUUCAUGAUGAUGCUUCUCAUCCGCAACCAGUUUCAUAUUCAGGUUUGCUUCAUUCCACAGUGUCAGACCCUCUCAUGCCAGCAAUGCGAAAGGCUACUAGCCGAUUGUCAGAUCGUCUUCUCGAGCCAUCAGACCAGCUUACCUUCAGCUACCGGCCCUCGAACUCCACUACGAGCUCUGCUUCGGAGAUUGAAGCGAAGACUUUGUUCGACACUGGCGCCGGGGAUCAUAUCAACUUGACGUCAUACACCACUGUUGGUAUUUUAGAAAAGCUAACGGCCGAGAAUGCUGAUAUUUUGCUCUUGCCGAAUACGCCAACCAUCGUCUCUGCUAGUACAGAUAGUCUCUCUGACCUUCCUCAGUCAUUGGCAUCCGACGAAGAUAAACAGCCAUCUAGCAGUGCCAGCAGUAGCUCCAAUACCCCGCCACCACCACAGCUAGACCGGAUGCAUCCGGCUGCAUCUGAUGAGGCAAGAACAGAUUUUUACAUAAAAUAUAUAUGCUUGACCAUAGGUGUCAUCCUUACAGUUGAUCCUUCUCGAAUAAAAUAA